Molecule: messenger RNA, 2453 nt
Organism: Sorex araneus (European shrew)
Lineage: Eukaryota; Metazoa; Chordata; Mammalia; Eulipotyphla; Soricidae
Gene: PDZD9
Product: PDZ domain containing 9
Exons: 4
Coding region: 1-1953 (650 amino acids)
Molecular function (GO): protein binding
Source: RefSeq, a predicted model, not a curated record
AUGGAUGGGGAGCCUGGGCCAGCAGAACUGGCAUCCGAUGAGAGCCCGGGGGUAGCAGUGGAAGGGACAGAGCCCAGUGGAAAGAAUGCGCUGGCCCCUGGGGAGAAACAACUCGCCCAGAAUGUCAAGCCGUCGGUUCAUAACCUGAGCAGGACCCUGCACACCACGCUGACCACGGGCCGCCUGGGACUGGGGCUGAUCGUUGUCCAGAACGGACCCUACCUCCAGAUCACCCACCUCCUCAGCAAGGGCGCCGCCGCCAGGGACGGAAAGCUCAAGCCAGGUGAUGUUCUGAUUAGUGUUGGCGAGACCAAUGUGUUGGGAUAUACUCUUCGAGAAUUUUUUAGGCUUAUGCAACGUAUCACCAUAGGAACAAAGCUGCAGAUCAAGGUUUACCGAAACUUUAUCGAAAUUCCCCAAGAAUGGAAGGAAAUAUAUAAUUUAAUCCCUGAGACCAAAUUUCCAAGAACACGCACAAAAAAGACAAGAGCACAGGCAGAGGAUUCUUCGGCCAUUGGUCAUGACCAUGAAAAGAAAGUUUUAGAUAAAAAGCUGAAGCCUUCUCUAAGCCGCGUGUCAAGCGGGCAUUCAUCCGCAGGGAGAACCGUGUCUAUCUCCAGCGAAUGGCACGGCUACAGAAAGGACACCAAGACUAUCCGCGUCGGAGAGGACAUCAACUCUGACGUGAUGAUCCACAGAGCAGACAGGAAAGAAGUAAGGGCCCCUUCUCCGUACUGGACCAUGACGAAGCACACGCACGAGAGCACAUCUUCCUCGGCCUCCUCAACCUCAGACGCAUUCUGGAUGGAAGACUAUGCCCACAUGGAAAAGGGCAGGGGUCAUCUCGAACCCCACACAGAGAAGGGCAAGGGCCAUCCGGAACCCCACUCGGUAAAGGGCAAGGUUCAUUCUGAACCCCACUUGGAAAAGGGCAAGGACCAUUCUGAACCCCACUCGGUAAAGAGCAAGGGUCAUUCUGAACCCCACUCAGUAAAGGGCAAGGUUCAUUCUGAACUCCACUUGGAAAAGAGCACGGGUCAUUCUGAACCCCACUCAGUAAAGGGCAAGGUUCAUUCUGAACUCCACUUGGAAAAAAGCAAGGAUCAUUCUGAACCCCACUCGGUAAAGGGCAGGGUUCAUUCUGAACUCCACUUGGAAAAAAGCAAGGAUCAUUCUGAACCCCACUCGGUAAAGGGAAAGGUUCAUUCUGAACUCCACUUGGAAAAAAGCAAGGAUCAUUCUGAACCCCACUCGGUAAAGGGCAAGGUUCAUUCUGAACUCCACUUGGAAAAGAGCAAGGGUCAUUUUGAACCCCACUCAGUAAAGGGCAAGGUUCAUUCUGAACUCCACUUGGAAAAAAGCAAGGAUCAUUCUGAACCCCACUCGGUAAAGGGCAAGGUUCAUUCUGAACUCCACUUGGAAAAAAGCAAGGAUCAUUCUGAACCCCACUCGGUAAAGGGCAAGGUUCAUUCUGAACUCCACUUGGAAAAGAGCAAGGGUCAUUCUGAACCCCACUCAGUAAAGGGCAAGGUUCAUUCUGAACUCCAUUUGGAAAAAAGCAAGGAUCAUUCUGAACCCCACUCGGUAAAGGGAAAGGUUCAUUCUGAACUCCACUUGGAAAAAAGCAAGGAUCAUUCUGAACCCCACUUGGAAAAGGGCAAGGACCAUUCUGAACCCCACUCGGUAAAGAGCAAAGAUCAUUCUGAACCCCACUCGGUAAAGGGCAAGGUUCAUUCUGAACUCCACUUGGAAAAGAGCAAGGGUCAUUCUGAACCCCACUCUGUAAAGGGCAAGGUUCAUUCUGAACUCCACUUGGAAAAGAGCAAGGGUCAUUCUGAACCCCACUCGGAAAAGAGCAAGGGUCAUUCUGAACCCCACUCGGUAAAGGGCAAGGGUCAACCCGAACCCCACACGGAGAAGGGCAAGGGUCCACCUGAACCGAAAGUUCAUUAGUUUGCAGAUUUUGGAUUACAGGUGCUUUUGCAACCAGUUUUGAUUUCUGGGCACCGCACACCUGGGGCUGAUGUGCAGACCUUUCGGUUCUCUUUGGCUGCUCGACUGUGAAGCCCUCAGACACCUUCCCUGCAACCUCCAAAACCAUCCCUUUGGGACCUCACUGACCUUAUUCUCAAAACCAGCAAAAUCGUUUGGAUCAUGAAAACCCUCUGUUCUGUGAAGAAUGUCCAUCUUUUAGAGAAGGCAAUGGAUGUACCAUUAUGGUCCAAACCCAGAAUGUAUGAAUAUAGGUUUAUCUCUUGAGUACCCAUAACUCCCCCCAUGCCCCCAUUUAACUGCUUUUAAAGUAAAUAAGUCAUUAAGAUAGUAUAUACAGGGAACAGGAAAGGUCCAUGCCUUGCACACAACUGGCCUAGGUGUGACUCCUGGCACCCCAGUGGUCCCCCCCCAGCCUGCUAGGAGUAACCCCUAAAUGCAGACCCAGGAGCAAGCCCUCC